Molecule: messenger RNA, 1908 nt
Organism: Homo sapiens (human)
Lineage: Eukaryota; Metazoa; Chordata; Mammalia; Primates; Hominidae
Gene: CEACAM18
Product: CEA cell adhesion molecule 18
Exons: 6
Coding region: 105-1259 (384 amino acids)
Source: RefSeq, marked validated
GAGACCGGCAGCCUCUGUGCCAGGAGACACAGGUCUUGGAGGGAGCAGAGGAGGUGGCUGUGUCUCUGGAGGGACCCCUCCUCCUGGAGGACCCCAGGCAGCUCAUGGACCUUUCCAGACCCAGAUGGAGCCUGUGGAGGAGGGUCUUCCUCAUGGCCAGUCUGCUGGCCUGUGGGAUCUGCCAGGCCUCUGGCCAAAUCUUCAUCACCCAAACCCUGGGGAUCAAGGGAUAUCGGACUGUCGUGGCCCUGGAUAAGGUCCCUGAGGAUGUUCAGGAAUACAGCUGGUACUGGGGUGCAAACGACAGCGCAGGAAACAUGAUUAUCAGCCACAAACCGCCCAGUGCCCAGCAGCCUGGGCCCAUGUACACUGGCAGGGAGAGAGUGAACAGAGAAGGCAGCCUGUUGAUCAGGCCGACUGCAUUAAAUGACACGGGAAACUACACUGUUCGGGUGGUUGCAGGCAAUGAGACCCAAAGAGCAACCGGCUGGCUGGAGGUUCUAGAGUUGGGAAGCAAUCUGGGCAUCUCCGUCAAUGCCAGCUCCCUGGUGGAGAACAUGGAUUCUGUGGCUGCUGACUGCCUCACAAAUGUCACCAACAUCACGUGGUAUGUGAAUGAUGUGCCUACCUCUAGUAGUGACCGGAUGACAAUUUCCCCAGACGGCAAGACCCUCGUCAUCCUCAGGGUCAGCCGCUAUGACAGAACAAUUCAGUGCAUGAUAGAGAGUUUCCCAGAGAUCUUUCAGAGAAGUGAACGCAUCUCUCUGACUGUGGCCUAUGGGCCCGACUAUGUGCUGCUGAGGAGCAAUCCUGAUGAUUUCAACGGCAUUGUGACAGCUGAGAUCGGCUCCCAAGUGGAAAUGGAGUGUAUCUGCUAUUCCUUCCUGGAUCUCAAGUACCACUGGAUCCACAAUGGCUCCCUCCUGAACUUCUCAGAUGCAAAGAUGAACCUCUCGAGUCUUGCCUGGGAGCAGAUGGGCCGUUACCGAUGCACUGUGGAGAACCCCGUGACACAGCUGAUCAUGUACAUGGACGUCAGGAUCCAGGCCCCCCAUGAGGAUCUUACCUGUUGUCCACAGAGAUUUCUCCAUCUCAGGAUCCAUGGUGAUGUUCCUCAUCAUGCUGACAGUGCUGGGUGGCGUUUACAUCUGUGGAGUCCUGAUCCAUGCUCUGAUCAACCACUACUCAAUCAGGACAAAUCGGGCUCCAUGAGUGUCCACCCCAGACCUGAGGACAAGACCAGAAGGGCAAGCAGGUGAGGAGAGGGUGAUGGAGAAGGGCUGGGGGUCCCCAUAGGGCCAGCGAGGCUGAAAAGGGUCCAGGGUCUCUUUGGAGGGUACUGGCAAGAGAGGGACCCAGCCCAGUCACACGGAAGCCUGGAGAUGGAGGCUCCAGUAGGAGGUCUGCAGACCCCACCCGGGACCUGAAGAUGAUGUCGUGGGUAGCGUGGCCAUUGGGCGCUUCAUCUGCCAAUCAGAGCUGGUCAAUGGGUUGCAGGUCGGGGCGGGCCAUGCGCAAAGCUGGGCUCUAAUUCCAAGCGCCUCCUCCCUCAGCUCCGGCGCUUCCAGCUUCUCAGAUUUCUUCACCCAUGGAAUCAACAGCGAUGCUGUAAACUUAUGGCCAAGGGGUGCCAAUCAGUGGUUGUUCCACUCAGUGCCGAAUGAGAGAAGAGACCUUAGAAUCAGGCAGGGAUUAAAUUUCAGUCCUGCCCUGAGUACCGGAGCGACCUGAACGCAGCCCCAGUGAGGCUCCCUCACCUGGAUGCACCGUGGAACCAUCGUCAGCAUGAUUAGCACAUCCGUCAGCUCAAAUAUUUAAUUUUUUUUUUUUUUUGGUGACAACAUUUAAACUCCUCUCUUUUAGCCAUUUUGAAAUAUUCAAUACAUUAUUCUGUUAUUUGGAACAACA